Messenger RNA from Salmo salar (Atlantic salmon), 896 nucleotides. Its product is annotated as putative protein BRICK1. Gene Ontology annotation, cellular component: SCAR complex. Lineage: Eukaryota; Metazoa; Chordata; Actinopteri; Salmoniformes; Salmonidae. Gene Ontology annotation, molecular function: protein-containing complex binding. Gene Ontology annotation, biological process: cell motility; regulation of actin polymerization or depolymerization; actin filament organization. The record is from RefSeq and is a predicted model, not a curated record.
CCACCUGCUGAUAGUUGGGGCUAACACAAUUUCCCCCAAACAGAAAAUGGCCGGCCAAGAAGAUCCUGUGCAGAGGGAGAUCCACCAAGACUGGGCAAAUCGAGAAUACAUUGAGGUUAUCACGAGCAGUAUAAAGAAAAUAGCAGAUUUCCUAAAUUCCUUUGAUAUGUCCUGCCGGUCUCGUUUGGCCACCCUAAAUGAAAAGCUGACGGCGUUAGAGAGGAGAAUUGAGUACAUUGAAGCAAGGGUCACAAAAGGAGAGACCUUGACCUAAACCAAGAUAGUAUGCUGGACUGGAUGCUGCACUUUGGCUGAGGAUAGAAUACUACAUUUGUGACCAAUUCCAUAUUUGCCCUUUUUUUAAAUAUAAACUACGCAUUUUUUUUUUUUUUUUACUUAUUUGUUCUGUGGGACCACAAAAAAAGCAUUUUCAUACUAUGUGUAUUUUAUGACCAUAGCUACUGGGUGGUGAUGGUAAUACCACAGCAUCUCCCACAAUGUUAUAAUCGAGACUCAGUUAAUGCUAUCUUGUAUUUAUGUUAUCAUGGACCAACAUAACUUGUUCAUUGAUUUGAUUUGCACAAGUACAUGAAGAACUUCCUAAUAGGGGAAAGUGUUUUUUAGACACUUCUUUGUAACCAGGUUAAAUCAAAAGUGACUAUGUGAAUGAGUGUCCCACACCUAUGGAGAUUUCACAGCACAUGCAUUGCAGAAAUAUACUUCCCAUUAGGCUGAACCAGGAUGAUUUGAACCACAGGAAGAGGAAGUGCCAAAAUGAAUAGUCAGCUCUUUUGCUGUGGUCAUUAUGCUUAUCCAUAUAUUUGUUAUAUAUUUCGCUGCUUGUAAUUGUUUUACUUUAGUGUUAACAUGUAAUAAAUAACCUGUUUUAAAAGUAA